Abrus precatorius (Indian licorice) is the source of this 1065-nucleotide messenger RNA. Its product is annotated as zingipain-2-like. NCBI's taxonomy places the organism in Eukaryota, Viridiplantae, Streptophyta, Magnoliopsida, Fabales, Fabaceae. The coding region runs from base 1 to 1065 and encodes 354 amino acids. The record is from RefSeq and is a predicted model, not a curated record. Gene Ontology annotation, cellular component: lysosome. Gene Ontology annotation, molecular function: cysteine-type endopeptidase activity. The transcript is spliced from 4 exons.
AUGAUCUCUCAGACCUCAAAGUUUUGUCUCUUUUUCAUCAUAUUCAUUUCAUUCCUAUGCCUCUCUUCAAGUUCUAGUAUCCAAACCCAGUACACCAUAUUGGGCCCUAACUUGGACAAGGUUCCUUCACAAGACGAAGCAAUGCAACUAUUCCAACUAUGGAAAAGUGAGCAUGGACGGGUCUAUAAAGACCCAAAAGAGAUGGCACAUAGAUUUGAGAUAUUUUUGUCCAAUUUGAACUAUAUCGUUGAGACAAAUGCAAAAAGAAGGUCCCCUUCUGGUUACCUGCUUGGGCUGAACAAUUUUGCUGACUGGAGCCCCAGUGAGUUCAAAGAAACAUACUUACACGACCUUGAAAUGCCCAAUAAUAAUAGUGGGUCGAAGCUGAAUGACAAUGAUUUAUCAUGCACUGCACCUUCAUCGUUAGAUUGGAGGAAAAAUGGGGUUGUGACUGAUGUUAAGAACCAAGGGAGUUGUGGAAGUUGCUGGGCAUUUUCAGCUAGUGGAGCCAUUGAAGGAAUACAUGCAAUAACUACUGGAGAACUUAUAAGCCUAUCUAAACAAGAACUUGUUGAUUGUGACCAUUUAAGCUAUGGUUGUAAUGGAGGAUUUGUUAACAAAGCAUUUGAUUGGGUUAUAAGCAAUGGAGGGAUGACUUUAGAAGCCAAUUAUCCAUAUACAGGAGUGGAUGGUGGUAAUUGCAAUGCCAACAAGGUUCCAAUCAAAGCAAGCAUUAAUGGGUAUGGACAAGUAGAACAAUCAGAGCAGGGACUCUUGUGUGCUACAGUUAAGCAGCCUAUCAGUAUUUGUUUGAAUGCAACCGAUUUUCAACUAUACAAAUCUGGCAUAUUCGAUGGUCACCAGUGUACAUCAUCAUCAAAAUAUACUAACCACUGCGUGUUAGUUGUGGGCUAUGAUUCAGAAAAUGGUGAAGAUUUUUGGAUGGUAAAAAAUUCAUGGGGGACAGAGUGGGGAAUAAACGGUUAUAUAUGGAUCAAAAGGAACAGUGGUUUGCCAUAUGGGGUAUGUGGAAUGAAUGCUUGGGCCUAUUACCCGACCAUGUAA